This is a messenger RNA of Perca fluviatilis (European perch), 2890 nucleotides long. Its product is annotated as LIM domain and actin-binding protein 1-like. Gene Ontology annotation, biological process: actin filament bundle assembly. The record is from RefSeq and is a predicted model, not a curated record. NCBI's taxonomy places the organism in Eukaryota, Metazoa, Chordata, Actinopteri, Perciformes, Percidae. Gene Ontology annotation, cellular component: plasma membrane; actin cytoskeleton. Gene Ontology annotation, molecular function: actin filament binding.
ACUCCUGUGACACCUUUCUGUUCACUCCACCUCUGUCCACACCGGGCGGUGACGCAGAGGCGGCAGCUAGUUUCAGGUGUCUAAAGGUUUCACCAGAAUCAACGGAAGUCCCUACAGGUAUUCAAAUAGCUGCCAGAGAUGGAAAGUGGUCCAUUCAAUCGACGGUGCUGGGCAGCACAGUCCUUGCGUGUCACUGCGAAGGAGCUGUCACUCAGCGGCCGAGGGAGAAACAAUGCCAUUGCUGAACGCUUCUCCAAGUACCAGAGAGCUGCUGAGGAGUCAAGUGCUGAGAAGAAAAAGGGAUCUUUUGAGAGGGCAUCACCCUCCAUGCGGUCAGUCAACCUCGGUGCUCUAAAGAAGCGCUGGGAGCCGGCACAGGGCAAGCCUUCUUCCAUCCCUCAUCCUCCGAGCCCGUCCAGCUAUCACAGCAGGCCUCCUGCUCUGGCCAAGUCCGCUUCUAUCACUGAGGACUGUCCUCCAGUGAAGAGCCCCGGCCUGCCGACCGCUCGGGGAGGUCAACUCACAGCCAGUCCUGUCGAGCAGCCCGCAGUUACUCCAGAAGCAUCCAAAGCUGAAGAGCAGAGAGGCAUGGACAGGUGUGAGCUGACACACCGUGAAAGACCGGAAAAGCUUGAAGAGCAAGUUCCAACCAGCCCCUGUGCCUCUUAUGAAAAACCCAGAGUGCCACUGAACAACCUGAAGAUGAAGUUUGAGAGGGGAGAGGACACCAUGGGCAAGGGAGGCAGGACGACAUUACGCAGUAGUUCAUCGGAGGACAUGGACCAACAUGGCGGUCUGUCUGUGUCUGACCGAGUGUUGGAGUCCACAUCCAUGAAGGAGAAGAUGGCCAAGUACCAGGCUGCUGUUUCUAAACAAGUCACCGCUCGCUCCGGUCUAGCCCCAGAUGUGCCUGCUCCAAAAACAUCUGCACCAGUAAAUCAGAAACACAUUCCUGCACCUGAGUGCAAUGGGGAGAGCAGCGAGCAACCCAAAGCAUUUAAGAAGUUCAGCCCACCGGUGAGGGAGACGUGCAUCGCUUGUCUAAAGACGGUGUACCCGCUGGAGAGACUGGUGGCUCUUCAGCACGUCUACCACAAAAGUUGCUUCCGCUGUGUUCACUGCAGCACAACGCUCAGCAUACUGAACUACGCCUCCCUGCACGGUAAUGUCUACUGCAAGCCCCAUUUCAACCAGCUGUUUAAAGCUAAAGGCAACUAUGACGAGGGCUUUGGCCAUCGGCCUCACAAGGAGCUUUGGGAGCCUCGAGCUGACGGAGACGAAGGUGAGGAAGCGCUGACGCCAAAGGAACACGAGGGACCAGCAGCGGUGACGCGUCCAGCUGAGAGUACCUCCGACAAACAGGUGACCCCGACUGUGGAAACAAGCCCACAGGUUAAGGUUACAGACCUGACUGCCUUACUGGAGACACGUGUGCAGACCCAUGCCAGGUCUGGUGAGAAGCUCGAGUCUACAGAGAAGCCAGCGGAGCAACGCAGGCUGAGGGUCGCCUGGCCUCCCUCGGCUGGUGAGGGCCACUCUGAGACAGAAGCACUUAGUCCAGUCACGGAGGGAGUUUCUUCAGGCCGACCGUGGAGAGCCAAGUGGCCCCCAGGAGACGAGCUGCCAUCAUCCUUCCAGAGCACAGAUCGGGCUGAACUGAAGAGCCUAAGGCGGAGCUCUUCUCUAAAGGAGCGCAGUCGGCCUUUUACGCUCGCAGCUAAACCCAGCCCGGCAAUUACUCCGGCACCAAGGGAACCUCGGCGCCCUCUCAAAUCCCUGCUGGAAUGGAGAGCAUCAUUCGAGGAAAAACGCUCAUCUGAAGAACCAGCCAAGGAAAACAAUCCAGAGCUUCAGCAGGUGAAGCAGCAGGAAAAGAAAGAGAAGACGGCGCCUCAAAUACCGAGCGAAGAUGCAGCCAAUGCAAGCGAGACAAUCUCAGAGGAGGACGUGGAGACUGAGCAACAGGAAGAAAGACACAAACAAGUACAGAAAGGAAAGGCAGGAGCAGACAAGAUGGCGGUGGAAGAAGGCUCUCUUAGAAGCAUCUCCCCGGAUAUCUCACCGUCCCCCUCUCCACCUUUACAGCCAAAACAGAACCGCGCCUCCCAGGAUGUGGGCUUCUGGGAGGAGGACAAAGAAGGAAGUGAUGCAGAGGAGCUGAGUGCAGAGGAUAUAAUCAAGAGGAACCGCUACUAUGACGAGGAAGAGGAGGAGGAGGAGGAGGAGGAGGAGGAGGAGGAGGAGGAGGAGGAGGAGGAACCUCUUAUAGUCUGACCGUCAUGUCCAUCCAACACUUUGCCAGUUUUGUUUUCUCAGUCUAUAGGUAGAUCAUAAAUGUAGCUUUACCAGAUUUUAAAGAAGAUGCUAAACAUGUGUAAUAGGUGUGUGUAUGUAUGUGCAUUUAUAUUACAAUAACUGCCCUUAAUGGUUACAUGUUUGAUUUCUUUUAAUUGUAUACUGUAAAUAUCUAAUACCGCUUUAAAUGACUCCUGAUUGGAAGUUGGAGCUUUUAUUAAAUUCAUUUAUCUUCUAAUAAUUAUAUGCACCAUCAGUGACCUAAUUAUUCGCGGAAUAUACAAAACAGACAAGUCCGUAAACCUUAAUAACCACCAUUACCACAAUAACAGGAGAAAUAUAAGAUAAUCAAGGUUUCCACUGAUGGCUAUCCUUUCAGUCUAAUAGAAUAGAAGUUAUAUCAUCUCCUUGGGCCUUCUGGAUUUGUGUUUAACAUUUUCAAAUGUGUUCCACUUUAGAUAGUAUGUCAAACACUUUGUAUUUUAAAGAAUCAUUUUUAAAUAUUUUUUUUUUAAUAAUUUGUAUAAUGACACAUUGGGCGUUGCAGUCUCAGCUGUUGUUGAAACAAUUAAAAUGUAUCAAUGAGGAUACCAGA